UUCCACCCCGCCAAAUUUCGCAGACAGCAUCAAACGUCACACUAAACUCUCUCUACAUCCAUCAAUUCCGCUCACAAACCUCCAAAAUGGCCUGCGACAACUGCAAAACCGGCUUCAAGUGGGGCGCCGAGUCCGUUGGCAAGGAAGCCAAGCUCGACAACAUCGACUGCUAUGUAACCGGCGACAACAAGGAUGCCGCUAUCCUUAUCAUCACCGAUAUCUUCGGCUGGACUCUUCCCAACAUCCGCAUUCUGGCAGACCACUACGCGAAGGAAGCCAAUGCGACCGUCUACGUUCCCGACGUAUUCGGCGGCGAAGUCGUAGACCCAGACGCGAUGUCCGACCCGGAGAAGGCAAAGAACUUCGACGUCAUGGCCUUCAUCGGGCGUAACAACAAGGACAUCCGCUACCCCGAGAUCAAGCAGCACGCUCAGACCCUCAAGUCGCAAUACAAGAAGGUCGCCGCCAUUGGCUUCUGCUACGGCGGAUGGGCCUGCUUCAAGCUGGCCGCGGACCCCUCGCUCGUCGACGCCAUCUCGACCGCCCACCCCUCCUUGCUCGAGAAAUCGGAGAUCGAGGGCGUCAAGGUCCCCGUCCAGGUCCUUUCCCCCGAGAACGACCAAAUGUACACUGAGGAGCUGAAGAAGGCUACGUUGGAGACGCUGCCGAAGACUGGUGUGCAGUGGGAGUACAUCUACUUCCCUGGUCUCAACCACGGCUUUGCUGCGCGUGGUGACCCCAACAACAAGCAGCAGAAGGAUGGUUUGGAGAGGGCGAAGAGGAGUGCUGUGAACUUUUUCAACGAGUUCCUGCACUAAAACACAUGUCACGGCGGUUAUAUGAUCUCUUGAGCGACUUUAAAUGAAAUGAUACCUCAACUCUACUUUUCCGCUCGCCAUGUGGUCGUCACAUCAGUAGGAAGCAAGACAUUAGGUCACGAAUGAGCCGGUGAGGAUAUUGAAGU
This is a messenger RNA of Alternaria rosae, 964 nucleotides long. RefSeq names its product dienelactone hydrolase family protein. Gene Ontology annotation, molecular function: hydrolase activity. The coding region runs from base 87 to 818 and encodes 243 amino acids. The record is from RefSeq and is a predicted model, not a curated record. The transcript has 2 exons. NCBI's taxonomy places the organism in Eukaryota, Fungi, Ascomycota, Dothideomycetes, Pleosporales, Pleosporaceae.